Messenger RNA from Syngnathus typhle (broad-nosed pipefish), 7982 nucleotides. Its product is annotated as bridge-like lipid transfer protein family member 2. The transcript is spliced from 39 exons. Bases 258 to 7052 code for a protein of 2264 amino acids. NCBI's taxonomy places the organism in Eukaryota, Metazoa, Chordata, Actinopteri, Syngnathiformes, Syngnathidae. The record is from RefSeq and is a predicted model, not a curated record.
UUUCUGCACAACGUCGCCUCUUCUGGAGCCGAGAGGGGCGGAGUGUUGACGCUUACUUUGCGGGCUAAACUGUCAGCUGUCACCGCUCUAUUUUGCGGUGCCACGGAGCCCAUUCACCAUAAAAAUGCCAGGCUAGAUGAGUUUAUAAAACUUGGACGGGUAAAACAAAGAGUCUCUACUCUGCAAGAAAGUUCAUUCCUCUUGCUUGGUAGAAGAAGCUGAUAAAAUAGCUCCAUGUCCACACAACUUGAGACGUCAUGUCUUUCCUGCUCAUUUCCUUCCUCACAAUCCUGUUUCUUGUUAUUGUGUUGUCAUGCAUCAUAUUCCGAUGGCUGGUCAACACUCUGGCAGUACGAGUCUUCCAGACAAAGCUGAAUGCAGACUUGAAGAUAAAAUCAGUGGGACUGUUCUCAAUCCAAGGAGUCAGUAUCCAGUUUCACCCGCUGCACACUGUGGAAAUUGAUCGGAUAUGGAUAUCGAGCAAACUUCUGAAUCAGGAUUUACCGAAAUACCUGGCAUUGUGCGUGGGCGAGACAAGAGUUCGCUUCGAUUUAGAAGUUCCUCUCGGACCGCUAACGAAGAGGACGAGCCAUGGGGAAAAAACGGGAACGGUUUCCAUCAAUGCCACAACACUUCGCUUACUAUCACAACUGCUGUCCUUCCACAUCAGUUCAGUCAACGUGAUGGUCCUGAACAUGGCGCUGUCCGAGUCGCUGUGGCACAUGACCGUCACGUCUGUCACGUUGUUGCUGGACCACCACAGUAAAAGGCUAGCGUGGGACCUCUCGGUGGGACAAUUAAGCAGCAAAGUUCUCAAAAGCAGCCAGCUAGUGAGUGUCCCAGUACGGACUGAAUUGUACGUCAGCAUGCCUAAUGUGGGAUCCGUUUUGCAGGACAUUUGUCUGGCAGAGGUGGCGUUCAACCUGCUGCUGUCGGGCGAUGUGAGUCUCCCCGAGAUGAGGCCUGGCUCGCUGUCGCUACGCGUCAGGACGCUGCUGGCCGAGCUGCACGAGGGCCUCUUCCUCAGCCCCGUACUGGUAACACAGAGGACGACUCAAGACCCGUCUGGUGAACAAUUGCGUGAGUGCUCGGACAUCGAAUUCAUCAAAACGGAAGCCGUUGAACAAUUCCACAGUGUCGUCCCGCACAAGGCCAACGUGGAGUUUGACAACACAAAUAUAACCUUGUCCAUGCACAGUCAGAAAAGACACCUGAACUGGACGCUCAAGUCUUUAAAGCUUUGCUACACUCAUGACAGUGAGCAGCUUCCUCUGAAGAGCUUCACCCCCGAGCUGAGCUUUCCCCAGAGCAGCCUGGAUCUCCUUCUGGAGGAUGGACUGCUUUUGUCACAAACCAGGCAAAGAAUUCUGUGUGUAAACACACUGAAAACAUCCCUACAGGUCACUUCCAUGGACAUUUCUGGCUCUUUUGCUGUCAACACUUGCAUCGUCCAUUACCGUCACCAUGAGUUCUCCCACUGGCUCAAUCUUCUGCCAAGGGGACAGCUGAUCCACAGAAAGGCGUCACGUCGGAAAAGUCCAUUCGAUUUUUUUCCCAUCCUCCUCUUCCUCAGACGCCUGCCCCAUCUGGGCGCCCCUGUGAUGAUCUCGUCCUCUGUGUCCAACCUCAAUGUGUCUGUGCAACUUGGAGACACCACACCUUUUACCCUUGGUUUCCUCUCUGCCAGCGCAGAACUACGACAUCUUUUGGACUUAAAGGUGGACCAAGACAGCCUAGAGUCCCGCAAUGUGCACCAGCGGGCCUCAUUAAACUUGGACAGUUUCUGGUGGCGAGUGGGCCAAGGCUCUCAUAUCCAGCAAGCCCCACAUCCUCCCGGCAAACACGUGUGGGGUGAAGCGCUCAUUCUCGACUCCCUCGAUCUUCAGGGGAGCUGGAAUCGAGCCAUCAGUGAGUUGAAUGGCAGCACUCCAUCCUUGAGUGUGGAGUCCAGCCUGAAGGGACUCCAAGUGGAACUGUCUGAGACCUGCGCGCUGUGUUUGUCUCGUCUGUUCUCUGUCAUCUACACUCCAGUUGGAGUGUCAGAUGAGCCCUUAGUGCCUCCCACUGCUGCUGAUGUGGGACAACCCACCUCUUCCUUGCCUCUGUUGUUCAAACUGGACUUCCAUUUGGAGGAUGUUAACGUUUUCACGGUCUCCAAUCUAGCAGGAGCUCUGUCUUUAAGGAUGGAUUCCAUCAGAGCGAUGACCUCGGCCGAGAGCUCGCAGCUGUCUCUGCAGGGCGUUGGGUUCUCCGUCAUUAAGACACUCACGGAAAACACUGAGACAUGCUGUCCUUCCUCUCAGAUUGCUGAGCCCAUUGUCAGUCUCACCGCCACGGCACUCUGCUAUCACGUCAGCACCCACACAUUGCAGGUUCAGUGUGAAAAUGGUCUGGCCGUGAUAUGGACACCCCCAGACCACAUGUUUUUGUAUCAGCACAUGACUGAAGCAUUGGAUUGCUGCCAUAUGUUCAGCGACGAACGAGAAGAUGAGUGCCCAAUCAGACCAGAUGAAGGCAAUCAAAGUAGUCUAAGUGUGCUGUUAGAACUGGGUGCAGCUCGCGUGACAGCUCACGUGGCCGAGCACAACUGCAUUCUCCUCCACACCGAAACGCUGUCCCUCUCCAAGCACGCCGGCUCAGUGCACAUGCGCACACCUGCCGUGGCGUUUAAUUUUGACGGCCAUGACAUAAUUUCCUUCAAAGGCUUGGAUGUGGCGACGCACAGCGAGCUGCCAGAGAUGCAGCUGCACAGGAACGUUUUCCCCUCUUUCACCACGCCUCACAACCGCAUCUGGGUUUUCACCUGUCCACUCCUCUCCGUGGAGUUCCCCUACCAGUACAACUUCUCCGACACCUUCGACAGGGCUAUCAGCGUGCAGAAGUGGUUAAAAACCUUGCACCGCCCGCCCGGCUCGACCUCCUCCACUCAGCUGUGCCCACCACCAGACCUCGUUUUCAAAAUCAAUCAGUUUUCCUUCGUCUUUCUGGACGACGUCUUUGAGAUCAAACUGCGUGACAAUUACGAGCUGAUGAAGGACGAGAGCAAAGAGAGCGCCAAGCGUCUGCAGCUGCUGGACAAGAAGGUAGCCGACCUACGCAAGCAGCACGGCGAGCUUCUGCCGGCCAGAAAGAUUGAAGAGCUGUACAGCUCGCUGGAGAAGAAACACAUUGAGAUCUACAUUCAGCGCUCACGACGACUCUACACCAACACCCCCAUGAGGAAGUCACUGCUGACGUGGACAGUGUCCGACCUGGAGCUGGUUGUCCUGGCUGACCAGUCGCUUCACGGUCCAGAGCGUGUGAAAGAACAGCUGAGGGACAUUGACAGGAUCAGCCCCUUCCCCAGAGAGGGCCUCCACUUGGUUGUCCAGUGGUGCCGCGUUGUCAAGUUCAAACUGACUUCAUUUUUGGUGAGAAUUCGGGACUACCCACGCUACCUGUUUGAGAUCCGUGACUGGUCGCUGUCAGGACGCCUUAUCGGUACUGAGCAGGACGGACAGGUCAGAGCUCACCGGAAAGAACCGGUUUCGCUAGGCCUGCCAUGGGGAGAUGUGACGGUGCACAGGAACAUGCCGCCCCUAAAGUUCUACUAUGACUUCAAAUCCAACAUUUGCCUCUACACCAUCGUCUGGGGGCCGUGUUGGGACCCGGCGUGGACCCUGAUCGGCCAGUCAGUUGACCUGCUCACCAAACUGACGGCAGACCCAUCACCUCUUCUCGCCUGGUGGGACAAAAGUCGCCUUUUGCUACAUGGACGCUUUGUAAUGGACAUUGAGCAGGCCAAUCUUCACCAGCUUGCCACAGAAGACCCUUACAACACCACAGAGAACUUGCAUUGGGAAUGGAGCAAGCUCAACUUUGACUGGAACCCCGGCCAGUUUGUUUUUAAAGGAGAUUUGAAUGUCAAUGUCAGGACAGCUUCAAAGUAUGAUGACAUCUGCUUCCUCCACCUUCCCAAUUUGUGUAUGACUCUCGACCUGCAGUGGCUCUGCCAUGGCAACCCUCACGAUCACCACGCAGUCACACUUUGCUCGACAGAGAACGUUGCGAGUGUGACCUCGGGACAGCCUCAUGACUCUUACAGGGCAUUUCGCUCGGAGAAUCUCAACUUGUCUAUCACAAUGGACCUUGACCAGCACUGUGGCUCUGAAUCAUCCCAGCCGAGAAUCUUGCUGUACAGUAGCACUCUGCGCUGGAUGCAGAACUUCUGGGCCACCUGGACCGGUGUGUCUCGGCCCAUAUGCAGAGGAAAGCUCUUUCAUAGCCUCAAACCCGUGCGAAGGAAGCUGGGUCAGCAUUACAAGCAGAUGUCCUACACAGCUGCCUUCCCACAAUUACAAGUUCACUACUGGGCAUCCUUUGCCCAGCAAAGAGGUAUUCAAGUGGAGUGUAAAAAGGGCCACGUCUUCACUCGAGGGGCUCAAAGACUAAUUCCGCAGGCUGGCACUGUCAUGAGACGGCUGAUCUCGGAAUGGAAUGUGACUCAGAUGGUGAGUGAGUUGUCGCAGGUGACUGUGCACCUGAUGGCUUCCACAUGGGACGAGACGGCUGACCACCAGAUUAACGCUCAGGUGAACAAGACCCACCUGCUCAGCCUGUCCUCCCUGAGCUACCAGCGACAGAGCAACCGUGUGGAAGAGGAAGUGAACCCAAAGGAUGAGACCAACGCUACGUACACUCACAAGCUGCGCCUUGUGGACCUGCGCGCCUCCUGGACCACCACCAAUAGGAACAUAGCAUUUGGGCUGUAUGACGGUUACAAAAAGGCCUCAGUCCUGAAGAGAAACCUCUCCACGGAAGCACUGAAGGGCCUGCGAAUUGACACGCAGCUGCAGGCCAAGAAGCUGAAGCGCUCACCUUCAAACUAUUCACCCACCACUGCGCCCACCACACCUGUUGUGUCCACACUAAGUCGAGCUGAGAAAAGUCCACAUGAGGGAACAUCCAUGCUCCAGAAGCUUAUUGAAGAAACUGACAAGUUUGUGGUGUUUUCCGAAGAGGACUCGGGUGUCAGUGACCAGCUGUGCGGCAUCGCAGCCUGUCAGACUGAUGACGUCUACAACCGAAACUGGUUUAUUGAGUUGGUCAACUGCCAGAUGAUGCUGCGUGGGACAGAGACAGCCGGCUGCGUGCUGGUGUCUGCGGCCAAGGCCCAAUUGCUGCAGUGUGAGCACCAUCCGGCCUGGUACAAUGACACCUUGAAGCAGAAGACCACCUGGACCUGCCUGCUGGAUGGCAUGCAGUACUUUGCCACCAUGGAGCCCAACCCAUCGGAGCAGGAGGACUGGCAGCUGUGGUUGGAGGUAAAAAACAUUGAGGAGCACCGGCAGCGGAAUCUUGACUCGGUGCUGGAGCUGAUGGAGAGUGGCCAGGCCGUGGGUGGAAUGGUGAGCACCACUACAGACUGGAACCAGCCGGCGCAGGUGAACGAGGCCCAGCAGGUCCAGCGCAUCAUCUCCCGCUGCAGCUGCCGAAUGCACUACAUCAGUUACAGUCACGACAUCAACCCGGAGCUCGCCACACAGAUUAAACCACCUGAGCUGAGAAACCACCAUGAGAAGGAAGACCUGUUGAAGAAGCAGGCUGGGGCUGUGGACACAUUCACCCUCAUUCAUCACGACCUGGAAAUAUCCACCAACCCCAUUCAAUAUGCCAUGAUUCUGGACAUCGUGAACAACCUAUUGCUCCACGUGGAGCCAAGACGCAAGGAGCACAGUGAGAAGAAGCAGCGUGUGCGCUUCCAGUUGGAGAUCUCUAGUAACCCCGAGGAGCAGCGAAGCAGCAUCUUGCAUCUCCAGGAGGCGGUUAGGCAGCACCUGGCCCAGAUAAGACGCCUGGAAAAGCAGAUUUACUCCAACAUUAGGGCACAACCCGAGGAGCUGAGUACUGACGAGCUGAACGAGAUCAAUACGCAACUGCAAAACCAACUCAACCAGGAGAAAAAUGAUAUGCAGAUGAAGAGCGAGGAGCUUAACAUCCUCAUCAGGUGUUUUAAGGACUUCCAACUGCAGAGGGCCAACAAGCUAGAGUUGCGCAAGCCGCCGGAAGACGUGAGCGUGGCGAGGAGGACUGAGAUCUAUUUUGCUCAGGCACGCUGGUGUCUGACUGAAGAGGAUGGCCAGUUGGGAAUCGCUGAACUGGAGCUGCAGAGGUUCAUGUACAGUAAGCUCAACAAGUCUGACGACACAGCAGAGCAUCUGCUGGAGUUGGGAUGGUUCACCAUGAACAACCUGCUGCCCAAUGCAGCCUACAAGGUGGUGCUUCGCCCUCAGAGCCCCUGUCAGUCAGGACGUCAGUUUGCCUUGCGCAUUUUUAGCAAGGUGCGCCCCCCGGUGGGCGGAAUCUCUGUCAAGGAGCACUUUGAGGUAAAUGUGGUGCCUCUCACCAUCCAGCUCAUGUACCACUUCUUCAAGAGGAUGAUGGGAUUCUUCUUCCCCGGGAGGAAUGUUGAAGAAGAGGAGGUAGCAGACGAAGAGGACAAGUUCCGACUGGUUACCACAGGCAUCCCCGUGAAGACUCGUCAGUCUUCCGAGGACACCAUGGGUGCGAUGGGCCCCAGUAAAGGCGUUGCCCAAGGAAUGAACCGCAGCACCGGCGUCAGGAGGUCGUUCAGGAAACCUCUUGAGCAUCCUGUUGAUGACAUUGACAAGAUGAAGGAACGAGCGGCCAUGAACAACUCCUUCAUUUACAUCAAGAUUCCUCAAGUCCCGCUCUGUGUUAGCUAUAAGGGAGAAAAAAGCAGCGUGGACUGGAAGGACCUCAACCUGGUGUUGCCAUGCUUGGAGUACCACAACAACACCUGGACGUGGUUGGACUUCGCCAUGGCUGUGAAGCGAGACAGCCGCAAGGCUCUGGUUGCACAAAUGAUCAAGGAGAAGCUGCGCCUGAAGCCGGCCGCCGGUGGCACUGACCCACGUGGCAAGACGAUGGACGGCAAGGCCGACUCGGGCCUGCAGCAGCAGGAAGAGGACGAAAAGGCUCGGCUGCUCAUUGGACUCAGCGCCGCCGACAAGAGUUCUGGCAAAAAGAGCAUCUUCAGCCGACGCAAGUGAGUUGGAGGGCCACACCAAUUUUCAAAGGCAUUGUUUUGUGUCGUCGUAUUAUGUGAUCCUGCUGAUAUUCACAUUGCAAAAAGCAAAGCCCUCGGGUGCCUGUUGAUUAUAAAUAUGACCAAACGCUAACUAAGCAUCGUCACUGCAUUUCAGCCAAUUAGCACAAUUGCUUGUUAACACAUUCUGAGCACUUCCUGCUGGUUCAGGAACACGUGUGAGAACCUCGCCUAUGUCGUCUGCUGUAAGAGUUGAUAAAGAAAUAUGUGACAGUUUAUUAUAAAUGGAUGCCUCUCUAUAAAUUAGGACAGUGUUUCCCCUACCUUUGAGUUAUUUUACAAAAAGACAAAUCUUUGGCACACCACCAAGCAAAAAUGUCCCAAAAAAUGCGUACAAUUUUGAGAACGUUUUAUCAUCAAAGGCAGUUAUGUGUUCGUUUGUUUGACAUACAGCUAACGACUGAUAGCUCCGACUCUCAGCUGGGAUCAGCUCCAUCUUACUCAUGACCCUAAUAAUAAUCACGAUAGAAAGUAGACGGACAGAAAAAUAAGGCAGAAAUUAUGUAAUGAAUACAUUCUAUUCACAGGUUUCCCUUUUUGAAUUGAACUAUUCAAAUAAAGUUUUCUACAUACCACUAUUCAUGAGAAUAGAGGUCAAGUCUUGCUACAAAAAUUUAUACCCAGUCACAAAUGAUUGUUUUUCCCUAUUGAUGCCACAAAAUAGUAGUCAAGCAAAUAUGUUUAUAUUGGACAUGGUAACUUUAGCCCACACUGCCCACAAAAAAAAAAAAAAAAUUCUGAGAAUAAUAAAGGAUUCCCUGAAAAGAAAAGUAUAGUACGACCACUAUGUGGGGGUUUCAGUGUAUUCUGAUUUAUUGAGAUGCAGACGGCUUUUUUACUUUCUUUUAUAUAAUAAAGUAAUUUGGAUAAAGUA